Molecule: messenger RNA, 8217 nt
Organism: Melanotaenia boesemani (Boeseman's rainbowfish)
Lineage: Eukaryota; Metazoa; Chordata; Actinopteri; Atheriniformes; Melanotaeniidae
Gene: frmpd3
Product: FERM and PDZ domain containing 3
Cellular component (GO): cytoskeleton
Molecular function (GO): protein binding
Source: RefSeq, a predicted model, not a curated record
UGCCGGCAGCGUUAACAGUGAGGUACCAAACUCUGUUUUCACACACAGCACAGAGAGGAGCCUGCACUGACGUGCCAACACACACACACACACACGCACAGGGAGAAAACAGAGGGUGGACCAAGACGCCAGUUGUAGCAUGUCCACUGACUGCAGUCAGACAUGUAGAAGGAGGAGCUGCUCUGCUUGCCGUACCAUCACCGUUUCACUCCUCUAAGCACCUCCCAUCCCCCCCGAAUGCUCUCUCCCUGGCUCUGCGGUUGCUGAUGGGCUGGCUGGAAUGACCCGGAUAGACAGCAGAGCUCUGAUCUGCCAUACAGAUGCAUGCCCAUAUAGGAGGGCACGGCUGUGUGGACCAAGGGUCUUCACCAAACACAGCUUAAGAGAAGGACCACCACAGAGACACGCAGGUGAACACAUCACAGUCCUGAAGCUUGUGUGUGUUCAUGGUAGUUUCCUGCAUAGAGGAAGAACCUCCUGUCUAAACGUCUGCUUUCAGAGAUUGUGAAUGAUUGCCAAACAGAGAGCAGCCCUUGCGAACAACCUUGUCCCAUGUUGCUCCCUCCUCUCAGGGGAUGGCCAAGGUCCAGGAUGGACACACGAAUGCAUGUGACAGCACUGCCAUGUUAGAGGAGAGCCAGGAUGGUAUGGACAGUGGUACCCUAAGUCCUGCCUCAGCUCGACAGGUCACCAUCCAGCGCCACCCAACUCAAGGCUUUGGCUUCAUCGCAGGCAGCCAGAGGCCUGUCAUCGUACGCUCCGUCUCUGCUGACGGCCCUUCCUUUGGCAAGCUUCUACCUGGAGACCAGAUCUUGACCAUUAACGAAGAGACGGUGAGCGACGUGCCCCGAGAGAGAGUCAUAGACCUUGUAAGACGCUGUAAAGACACUAUAGUUCUCACUGUGCUGCAGCCCCAUCAGUCACCCAAGUCUGCCUUCAUAAGUGCAGCCAAAAAGGCACGCCUGCGAACAAACCCGCCCAAAGUGCGCUUUUCUGAGCAAGUGUCCAUCAGCGACCCAGACUCAACAAUGCUUAAGGACGACUCUUUGCUACUCAUACCAAAUGUGCUGAAGGUGUUCUUGGAGAAUGGACAGAUUAAGUCUUUUACAUUUGACAGUCGCACCACUGUGAGGGAUGUGAUCUCGUCCCUGCAGGACCGCCUCUCACUGCGCUACAUUGAGCACUUUGCUUUGGUGCUGGAGGCAGGUGGUCUGGACCAGAAUCAGAAGUUGCAUCUGCUGCAGGAGAACCAGCCACUGACACAUGUGGUGCAUAGAACCUACUUCCAAGGGAUGAAGUGUUUGUUCCGCAUCUGCUUCUUCCCCAAAGACCCUGCAGACCUGUUGAGAAGGGACCCUGCUGCAUUUGAGUAUCUCUAUAUACAGAGUCGCAAUGACGUCAUCAAGGAACGCUUUAGCAUGGAUUGGAAAUCUGACAUCACGUUACGAUUGGCUGCGCUCCAUAUUUACAUCACUGUGUCCUCUGCAAGGCCAAAUCAGAAAAUCUCUCUCAAACAUGUUGAAAAGGAGUGGGGACUGGAGCCUUUCCUUCCACUCACACUGCUCCCAACGGUAAAGGAGAAGAAUGUGUGUAAAACGCUUUCUCAGCUGUUGAAGACCUACCAACAUCCACCUCCAUCAGGAAACAAGGUUCCUCCACUCCAAGGAAAGCUGCAGUACAUGAGGGUACUCAACGACCUUCCACCUUUUGGUGGAAUACUGUUUCACACCGUUGGACUGGAUGAAAAACAGUCUGCUACAACACUUCUGGUGGGCCCUCGACAUGGUAUCAGUCAUGUGAUUGAUCUGAAAAACAACCUUACAACAGUUCUGGCUGAGUUCAGUAGAGUUUCCAAAAUCCAGCUCUAUCGAGAGAGUCAGGGAGUGGCCCGUGUGGAGGUGACAAUUCAUGACGCCAAGCCCCUGGUCCUACUCAUGGAAUGGCCUGAUGCCAGUAACUUUGCGUGCCUAAUCUCUGGCUACUACAAGCUGUUUGUAGACCCUAAACGAACCAUCUACUUUCGUAACCCUGGUCAGUCUCAGUUGACCAAGGCAGAUUACAGAAGCUCUCACCAUCCCCACCCACGUUCUGGGGCAACUGGAUUGCAAAGUGGAGGGCGGAGAGGGGACGAGAGGGAAAGCUCGCACAGAGAAUCAGGCUGUUCACGAGCCCUAGUUCCUGCAGAGCCUCAACAUCUUGGCUUGUGUCACGUUCACCUUCGAGAACAACAUUUUCAUGAUGUGCAAACUCAUACUGAGAGUGAACUUGACAUCAACGACAACUUUAUUUCUCAGGAGCCCCCUGAGAGGCCCCGCACCAAGUCAGACCCAACACAGGAAAGUACGGAAGAAAUAGUUGGAGUUUUACAGAGCCCGGCAGAGGAAAAAGCAGAAUUUCGAGUCAGAGCUCAAACAAUGGGUCAAUCCCAGAAAACCACAAGGUACUUCUGUGACUCCUGCAAAGCCAGACUUAGGGCAGAGGGUUUGUCAACAACAAUGAACGGUAGUGGAAGCUCGGGCAAACAUUGUUCUAGUGCUUGUGCCUCCCGGAAUGGAGGUGCUGUUGACCUCAUGGCCCUCCCGCCCCCCGGAAAUGAAGAAGAAGAUGAAGAAGAAGUUGAUGGGGCAGAAAAGAAGCUGCAGCCACCACCACCUGCUAUUGCUGCCCCACCGCCUGGCUUCAGGGACAACAGUUCUGAUGAGGAUGACCCAAAGAGAGGGAGGAAGGCUAGAACCAGUGCCAGUAUUGGGGUUGCCUCUGGGAAGCUGGCUCAAGCAAAGGAAGAUGUGCCUGUGACAAUGAUUGAUAAUGUGUCCACAAGAACUGUCAGAGAUCAUGCCCAGGAGUUGGACGAUGCUCUGGUGUCCACCUUACAAGCGCUUGAGGCUUUGGCAGCCUCUGAAGACUACCCACAUCAUCCCCAGCAACCAACACAGACAGCAGGGCUGAUUGUCUUAGCUGCCAUUACACCAGAGUCAUCAUUGGAUUCAGGUCAUGAGACCAAUUCCUCUGAAUUGACAGAUGUCUCUGAGAUGGUGUCAGCAAUGAAGCAAAACCAAAACCAGGCCUACCUGCUGGCUCACCAUAUCAACAAGGAGCGUAUUCUCUGCCGCCGUGACUUUCCUCUGGCUAUCCCUGGCUGCACUGCAAAGACCAUAGGGACUGGGGCUUUUUCUGUAGGUCAGAUACGUGCCGGCUGUCCACCCAAGCAAGUAAUCCUUAGCAAGACUGUUCCCUUUAAAGUCACCCCCAGCCAAGAUUCAGCAAUACUCAGUGUUGUGACAGAGCAGGGGAGCAACCAAGAUACUACUCUGACUGAACACAAAGCAGAACUAAAAGCAAUCUCUGAGUCCACCAAAGCAAACACCUCUGAUCCCCCAUCCAAACCACCUGAAGAACUUCAAGUGUCUGAUUUUUUGCCAACAGCUCAAGUCAAUUCAGAGUUGUCAAAUUCUUCUGGGGAAACAGUGAGCCAAAAUCUUACUGAUGGUAUCAAGGAGAAGACAGCAGCAACUCCCAAUACAGACCCAAUAAACAAAGCCUUACCUAUCAUCUUGCCUGUGGACAGAACUGCCUCUGCCAAGAUUUCUCCCACUAUCAUGUGCCAUGAUGCCAAGCCUGCCUCUAGCGAGACCAUGAAGCCUUCAAGCUCCACAGAAUUUCUGCCAGUUGACGGCCUUUUCUGCACAUGCCCAAUGAAACAGGAGCCUGCACCUCAACUAAGGCUGAAGGACCCACAGGUUCAGAAGAUAGUAGUGUUUCAAUCCUCCUCUCCCACAGAUGAUGAGCGUCUUCGAGCCAAAGGCCUCCAAUUGGCCAACAGCAAAGAAAACACAGUGAGAGUUGGAGCAGAUCCUAGCUUGACUAAACCAAGCCCACAAAUACAAACCAAGUUCUCCCCUCAUUUACCUGUAAAAGCAGAAAGAAAGGAAACAGCUGAAAGUAAGACUGAGGGUGUCCAAAGCAAAUCUCAUCACGAGUCGCAGAAAUGUCACAUAAAAUCCUUACCUAUCUUAGAUGACCUAACAACCACAAGCCCUUCUGCAGAUAAAGUCUCCACCCUUCCAGCUAGAGACUCAAAGAAGCACAGCACUGGUAAGGGGAAGUCCCAACGUAGUGCCCCUUUCUUGAGCUUUAGAAACCUUCUUUCAGCUACAUUUCCAGCAAGGAUGCGAAGAGAGACAGAUGAACGUAGGGCUCAGCUGCAGAAAGUUCGCCAGUAUGAACUAGAGUUUUUAGAGGAGUUGCUGAAACCCAAAUCAUCACAGGGAGAAUUUUUGCCUCAAGGAUCCUCACCUGUGCCCACUGGCACGCCUUGUGCCUGCCAGCUCCGCACCAGUCCUGUCCUUAAGGCCCCAGGGAUCUCCAGGGAGCAGCGACGCAGUUGUGACUGUAAGCGAAUGUGUAGGGGCAUGCGACUACCUGACACCCCAGUUGGCACCACAACAGAGACACAAAACAGAGGCAGAGAGAGAACCAUCUCAAAAACCCCUCCAACAGUCUCCAAAGUCCCUCAUCCCCAAGGUGCCACAAGGAGACCUCAGACCUUAGAGAUCAAAACCACACGAAUACGAUCUACCAGCCUUGAGUCAAGAGAGCCAAGAGGAGACAAGGGAUCAUGCUUGCCCACCUGUACUUCUCAAACUGAUUGCAUGGGAGCUCCACAAUAUAAAAAGCUCCAAAGACGAUACAGCAUUGGAGAGCUGGAUAACAGCACUAGCACACCUGUGUAUGCUGAAGUGAAGCCCAAAACCAAAAGUCUGGAGAAGGAGAUGGAGAGAGUGAGGGCCACAGGGCUGAGGCUCCCAACCCCAGUAGAGCCAGUCCACACUCAGACUCACCAAGCAGAGGGGAAAGGAAAAAAGGGUGUGUUUUUCAUUCAAGGAGAGGAAUUACAGCGUGAAAGCAAAGAAGGGACUGGGGAAGUGUUGCUUUCCCUGCCCAGUGAAGACAGUGAUGACAAAGACAAAUGCUGCUCAUUUUGUUUCUGUUACAGGAAGUGUGAGGCUGCAGAUGAAAGCAGUGAGAAAGAUGAACUCUCAUACUCCAUACCUCUUCAGGUCCUCCCUGGCAUGGAGGUGGACUCACGCACUUUUCCUGUUGUAAGUAAAACACUACAGGUUCUUAAUGCAGAGGACUGCAGUGGGGAAGAAGAAGAGGAGGAGGAGGAGGAGGAACCUCAGACACAAGACAUUGACCUGAGAGCCUGUGGUACACUGGAAGGGAGCCUUGCACGGGUACAGGCUCUACAGGGGAAAACUUUCAGCUUACCUGAUGGUUUCCUAAAUGCUCAGCUGGAUGCUAAUGAGUUGCUAGCAAUCCUGCGACAAUGUGCUAACAGCCCCCAAGCUGAGGGUGAAGCUCGUCUUCAGCCCUCACGGAUUACAGAGUAUAAACAGGAACUGGCAGUCCGCUUCAAAGAAUUCAGAGCAUCAUGUCGAAGAGUGGCAAGUGUUGAAAAAAGCCCAACGCGUAUGCUUGCUGUUGUCUCAGCCAGCUUUCAGGUGUUGUGUGAACUAACUCAGACCUUCAUCAAAUUGGUCCGAGGAGUUCGUUCAGAAACCCAAAGGCUGCAGCUGUUGAGAAAAGUUGAGGAAGUAGCUAUCAACUACACUUUGCUUCUGCGUGCAGCAGAGGAGUCCAUGGGGCACUCGAGCAGCUUGCCAACAAAGACAGUGAGCCCUCAAGUUUCCUCCAACACCAACAACAUGAGCUCACUCACGCGUCCCAUUAAAACUCUUCCUGCUCAGUAAUACAGGAAUGUAAUCUGAACGGUCCAGACUGUGGGUGAAUACUCUACUCUACUAAAUUCAUUAUUUAUUUAUUGUUUACAAUUUUUACAAAAUGUGCAAUGAAUCAUCCUCAGUAAAAAUUGCAAUGCAACUGUUCCAUCCCAUGUUUACAAGCCCUGAGGUAGCCUGGUUUUGAAAAAUCAAGAUACACCAAACAAAUGCACAAUGGAAUAAGAACCCUAUAACAGACUGGGUGAUACAGGGCUAAUCACCUCACAUUAAUAUUCCCAAUAUACAUGAGUUAUUAUAAUAUAAUAUUUUAUAUGUAAUGUAUAUUUGAGUUGUGUCUACUUAGCAAAUAAUAUGAAGUUUUGUGAAGACAAGAGGUGAAGAAUAUAUUUGAAAUGUAUUGAAUUAAGAGAACUAUAAAAAUCAUAAUACAUCACAAAUAAAUGUUUGAUUUGGACAAAUUAUUUCAUAAAUUUUGUCAAGUAGCGAUUCCUGUAAUCUGCAUAGUCCAAAGGGUCAAGUGGUUAGAUGGUGAUGUGUUUGUUUGUGGAAUUUGCUAACUGUUGUAACGCAAAACUGACCUCUGUUGGCUGUGUUGGCAAUGUCUGACAUACAUGAGUCAAAAUGUAAGUAACAGAGUUGGGAAAUGAAAAGCACUGGAAAAUCAAGUAUGAUAAACUUAGUUAUACUGACUGCUAGGCCCCAUUCUCUCAUUAAAACAGUGCAAGUAUGAAAACCGCCUGCUCAGGGCAGACAAUGUAGCAGAGACCCAAGUCACAGUCCUAUCCACUGUACAGCCAUGAGUGUUUUUACCUCACUCAGCUGUAGAAAAGACAUACCAACAAUAUAAUCAAUAACACAAAGUGUGUAUUCAACACUGUCACUAACUCAUGACUCACUCACAUCUCACUGGCUGUGAAUCUUAGUCUUAAAUAAAGACAUCCAUAAGCAAAUGAGUAAGCUUGUCACUAGGAUUUUGCACAACCUCUGACAUUAGUUCUGAAGUUUAAAUGGAUCCUUUAAUGUUUGAUUAAUUGUUUCUGAUCAAUUGCUCUGCUGAAAACAUCACCAGUCUGUUAUAUUUUAUCUCCACAUAGCAAACAUUAACCAAUUUCAGAAACUUUUGUUUUUAUUCAGGUUUUCAACAAGGCAUAAAACAUUGCUUUCUAUGUGUUACGCAAUGUGCAGUCUAGAAAAUAUUUAAACACACAAAGUAGUUUUCUAUGUAUUUUAAUAAAACUAACACAUCAUUUCCCGUCUGAAAUCUUCUUUGUGUCUCACCCUCUUGUUGUUCCUGGAAAUUAAUCAGAGGUUUUAUAUCAGUUCUGGCCUAUAAUGUAUAGUGGAUAUACUAUUAUAAGAAAGUGCUGUGAAACCAAAUAAACAGUGAUUACUUGCUGCACUAAUACUCAUCUAAUUUAUGUUUUUACAAAAACCUGUUUGUUGUGUCCUUUGGCAAAGAAUGGCACUGUACUGAAAUUCAACCACGUUAAACUCCUCCCCUACUAAAGCUCUGUAUCCAACUUGUGAUAAAAACAUUCCUAAGAUACUGAAGGGUGAGUGCUGCAGUCAAAUAAAUGACAAAUAUUCAGUACUUGACCUAAAACACCCCCCUCACAUUGUGAUAAAUCAUCACUAAAUCUAGCAAACCUGUAACACUGGAGAGUUAUACCUUUAAUAUAUCAGCUUUGUUGCACUUUUGUCUUGGUUUCACUUCACUUUUGCAGUAUUUAUGAGCACUGUCUUUCAGCUGUGUUUCCCCUGCCACUGACAAGGCAUCUCCAUAACCAUUAUGCAGUGUUUUCUCCUCCACUGUACAACAUGUUUCCCUGCAGCUUUCAGGGACAGAUACACUUGCAUUGAAGCUAAUGAUAGUGUACAGACAAUGACAGAGGGUCAAAGAGGCAAAGGGUGUGGUUGCAAUUUAUUAAUGUUUUGCUAAUGGUAUUCAGAAUGGAAAUGUAUAAUUUUACACUGCAGAUGUAAAUAAUAUUAUAAUGGAACAUUUGAGAGAAUAAGAAACACUUUUAAACUUGUACCAUUAAGAUGAAUCCAGACCCUUCACUAUUUUGUAAAUAGGAGUAAAACAUGUCUGUGAGGUAAUUAUUUAUAGUAGUAAUGUAACAUAGAAACUAAUAGUAAAAACAUAUAUUUUGAAGAAUAUUAUAUGAGUAAAGCAUGGGACAUGUUUAUUUUUAUAAACAGAACUAUCAGACAAUAUUCUCUCUUCAGCACUUGAACAUUUCAAUAAACAUUUUCUGUGGUUGUCGUCUUUCCUGCUGCUUCGUUAAGCUGCGUAGAUCAGUCUGUGUUUCAUUCACACAAUGAGCCCACCAUAACUUUAUCCAUUGUUUCUUUCUGUGCACUUAUUCAUUCCUGUCUUUAUUUAUUGUCAAUGAUCUUGUCGUCACUGUGGUCUUCUGUCUGUGUGCAAAGUUAUCUCAUGUUUUAAGAGCAAUAAAGUAUGUUAUAUAAA